This is a messenger RNA of Paracoccidioides brasiliensis Pb18, 1425 nucleotides long. RefSeq names its product eukaryotic peptide chain release factor subunit 1. Bases 1 to 1425 code for a protein of 474 amino acids. The record is from RefSeq and is a predicted model, not a curated record. The transcript has 5 exons. Gene Ontology annotation, biological process: cytoplasmic translational termination. Gene Ontology annotation, molecular function: sequence-specific mRNA binding; translation release factor activity, codon specific. Gene Ontology annotation, cellular component: cytosol; translation release factor complex.
AUGAGCGCGGUUCAGGCGAACGAUGCGGAGAAGAACAUCGAGAUAUGGAAGGUGAAAAAACUGAUUAAACGUCUCGAGGCUGCUCGUGGGAACGGGACGUCCAUGAUUUCCCUGAUUAUCCCGCCCAAGGAUCAGGUCUCACGGGCAGCCAAGAUGUUGGCUGAAGAAUUCGGUACGGCAUCCAAUAUCAAGUCGCGUGUCAACCGUCUCUCCGUCCUGUCCGCUAUCACCUCCACCCAACAGCGCCUCAAGCUCUACACAAAAGUCCCCCCAAAUGGACUUGUCAUUUACUGUGGUGAAAUCAUCACGUCCGAGGGAAAGGAACGCAAGAUUAACAUCGACUUCGAACCGUUCAAGCCCAUCAAUACCUCCCUCUACCUUUGUGACAACAAGUUCCACACCGAGGCCCUAAGCGAACUACUCGAGUCAGACCAGAAAUUCGGGUUCAUCAUCAUGGACGGCAAUGGCGCCCUUUUUGGAACCCUCAGCGGAAACACAAGGGACGUCGUCCAUAAAUUCUCCGUCGAUUUGCCCAAGAAGCACGGUCGUGGUGGUCAGUCUGCCUUGCGUUUUGCGCGUCUUCGAGAAGAAAAGCGCCACAACUACGUCCGUAAAGUUGCCGAGCUUGCUGUGCAGAAUUUCAUCACCAAUGACAAAGUCAACGUUGCCGGCAUCAUCCUUGCUGGAUCUGCGGAUUUCAAAAAUGACCUUAACCAGUCCGACAUGUUUGAUAACCGCCUUCAAUCCAAGGUUAUCAAGGUCGUCGAUGUUUCUUAUGGUGGUGAGAAUGGCUUCAACCAAGCUAUUGAGCUUGCCUCAGAGACUCUCGGAAAUGUCAAGUUUAUCCAAGAGAAGAAACUCAUCGGCAAAUACUUCGAGGAGAUCAGCCAGGACAGCGGCAGGGUCUGUUACGGUGUGGAAGACACCCUCAAGGCCUUGGAGCUGGGUGCUGCAGAGACAUUGAUCGUUUUCGAAAAUCUGGACAUCACCCGGUGGGUUCUCAAAGCAUCCACUGGCGAACAGGUUAUUCUGCACACCACCAAGGCCCAGGAAGCCAGCCGGGAAUUGUUCAUGGAUAAGGAAACAGGCCAGGAGAUGGAAAUUGUCGAGCAAGCCUCCUUCCUCGAGUGGCUAGCCGAGCACUACAAAGAUUUCGGUGCAACGCUGGAGUUUGUUUCCGAUCGAUCCAGCGAAGGAAACCAGUUCGUCAAGGGCUUUGGCGGCAUUGGAGCUGUUCUCCGCUACAAAGUUAACUUCGAGCAACUUGCUGAUUAUGAAUCCGAGGACGAAUUUUACGACGCUAAGAAUGCCAUUCAAGGAGGCUACCAGGUAGCCGUCAUGCGGGCCUUAGGUCCGUCUGCUCAAUGCAACACGAAGCUUCUCAGAGGGCCAUCCAAGCUCCGAAAUGUAGCUAUGAGUAACUAA